Molecule: messenger RNA, 1633 nt
Organism: Sorghum bicolor (sorghum)
Lineage: Eukaryota; Viridiplantae; Streptophyta; Magnoliopsida; Poales; Poaceae
Product: probable 3-hydroxyisobutyrate dehydrogenase, mitochondrial
Exons: 11
Coding region: 356-1384 (342 amino acids)
Biological process (GO): L-valine catabolic process
Molecular function (GO): 3-hydroxyisobutyrate dehydrogenase activity; NADP binding; NAD binding
Source: RefSeq, a predicted model, not a curated record
CUACGGAUGCUGAAACUGCUCAACGACAAGAGCAACGAGGAACUCGGUUCGGUUAGUAGGGUACUGCCUCCAAGGCGCAUCGGUUACCCAUUUCAUCAUCCUCUUCGGCGGCGCCGGCGCCCACAGCACCGAACCCUCAUCCAGCUUCCUUCCACCCAAGCACGCCGGGCGCCCGUCGUCGCCGCAGCCCCCCUCCUCCUGUCCCCGCUGCACUGGUACUGGAUUGGAUCAGAGUGGACUGCGUCUGUUGGGUCCAGUCCUUUCGCUGGCUGCGGUUGCGUUUGCGGAUUCCUCUCCUGCGCGGCACACGCUGAGUCCUAUCCUAUCCGCCCCUGCUGCAGUCUCGCGGCAGGCAAUGGCGGGGUUCGGAUGGAGAGUCGGCUCAAAGUUGCAGAGAUGGGGAUGGAGCUGCCUCCGGAGCUUCUCUUCUGCUGCAGUUCCGUCUCAGCUGGAGAAUGUCGGAUUCAUCGGACUUGGGAACAUGGGUUCCCAUAUGGCAAGGAAUUUGAUCACCGCUGGAUAUAAAGUUACUGUUCAUGAUAUAAAUGAAAAUUCCAUGAAGAAAUUCUCAGAAGAUGGAAUCCCCACAAAACAGUCUCCACUUGAAGUAUCAGAGUCGAGUGAUGUCAUAAUCACCAUGCUCCCUUCAUCUACUCAUGUUUUAGAUGUAUACAAUGGACCCAAUGGCUUGCUUUUUGGGGGCGAACGCCUGGGACCAUGGUUAUACAUAGAUUCAUCAACAGUUGAUCCACAAACAUCCAGAAAGAUAUCAACAGCCAUCUCAAGAUGCCAUUUAAAAGAAAAGAAAGGUUACGCUGAAAGCCCUAUGAUUCUGGAUGCUCCAGUGUCCGGAGGUGUUCCUGCUGCAGAAGCUGGCAAGCUAACUUUCAUGGUGGGUGGUCUUGAGGAAGCAUAUUUAGCAGCCAAGCCCUUACUUCUCGCAAUGGGGAGAAAGGCAAUCUACUGCGGUGGGGCUGGAAAUGGCUCGGCUGCAAAGAUAUGUAACAACAUGGCAAUGGCAAUCAGCAUGCUUGGGGUCUCUGAGGCCUUUGCUCUUGGUCAAAACCUUGGGAUCAAAGCAACCACUCUUACAGACAUUUUCAACUGUUCAAGCGCUCGCUGCUGGAGUAGUGAUACAUAUAAUCCAGUUCCUGGAGUUAUGGAAGGUGUUCCAUCAUCAAGGAAUUAUAGUGGUGGUUUCACUUCCAAACUAAUGGCUAAAGAUUUGGGUUUGGCCAUGGCUUCUGCAUCUGGAGUCGGCUUCAAAUGCCCCAUGGGUUCAGAGGCACUUGAAAUUUACCGAAAGCUGUGCGAGGAUGGCUGUGAACUCAAAGACUUCUCGUGUGCAUUCCGACAUCACUAUGCUGGCAAGGAUGAAGAGUGAUCUUGGACUUAUGCUGCAAAUUUUCCUCCUUUCGAAAUCAAUAAAACAACAAAUAAGUUAUUGGAAUGCUUACAGUGUAAGCUGUGUAGCGUUGUACUUGUACCAGAGAGGCAGAGACAUGGUUGUUGAGCUGUAGUGAUGAUCUGAUCACCUUUGUAAAACUAGUAUUGGUUUGCUUCUAGGCAAAUCGAGCAAUAGACUGUUCUGGGACAGAUUCAACCAUGAGCCAAGAACCUCCAAUUUCCAGCA